This is a messenger RNA of Abrus precatorius (Indian licorice), 1929 nucleotides long. Its product is annotated as probable 26S proteasome non-ATPase regulatory subunit 3. The coding region runs from base 149 to 1618 and encodes 489 amino acids. Gene Ontology annotation, biological process: ubiquitin-dependent protein catabolic process; regulation of protein catabolic process. NCBI's taxonomy places the organism in Eukaryota, Viridiplantae, Streptophyta, Magnoliopsida, Fabales, Fabaceae. Gene Ontology annotation, molecular function: enzyme regulator activity. Gene Ontology annotation, cellular component: proteasome complex; proteasome regulatory particle, lid subcomplex. The record is from RefSeq and is a predicted model, not a curated record. The transcript has 8 exons.
ACUUGGGAAGAAGAAGCUGCCAACUACUAAUUGCUUCCUCUAUCGUCUUCUCUAGUAUUUUCCCUACCGAACCAGAUUAGGGUUUGCUUAGUUUUGUUUUGCAACUUACAGAUCGUAAAGCAUUGUCAGUAUCGUGUGUGUGUUGAAUAUGGGCGAAGACGUGGAGAUGAAAGAUCAACCAACGCCCUCGCACUUUGUCUCUUCAGCUCCUUGCUCUACAUUGCACCAUUUGAAGGAGAUAGCAUCCAUCAUUGAAAAUGGUUCAUACUCAAAGGAAGUUCGUAGAAUUGCUCGUGCCCUGCGCCUCACUUUUUCAUUGAGGCGUAAACUGACAGCACCGCUUCUCUCAUCUUUUCUCGACUACGUUCUUUCUCCUUCUUCUGAAGCUCACACUAGGUUAUCCUCUUAUCUUCCUAAUGGCAAGGACGGUGAUCAGGAGAUGGAAGUAGACACUGCAGCAUCUUCUAUUCAAACUCCGACCAAGCACUUGUUGCCUGAGCUAGAAAUAUACUGUUACCUCCUCGUCCUGCUUUUUCUGAUUGAUCAGAAAAAGUACAAUGAGGCCAAAGAUUGUUCCUCGGCAAGCAUUGUUCGGCUGAAGAGCCUGAAUAGAAGAACUGUUGAUGUUAUUGCAUCAAGAUUGUACUUUUAUUACUCGUAUAGCUAUGAGCUUACAGGGGAUCUUGCUGAAAUUCGGGGCAACCUACUUGCAUUGCAUCGGAUUGCUACCCUGCGCCAUGAUGAGCUGGGUCAGGAAACACUUCUUAAUCUGUUACUUCGGAACUAUCUACACUACAACCUGUAUGAUCAGGCAGAGAAGUUGAGGUCUAAGGCUCCACGUUUUGAGGCACAUUCAAACCAGCAGUUCUGUCGUUAUAUUUUCUACCUUGGCAAAAUCCGGACAAUUCAGCUUGAGUAUACCGAUGCCAAAGAGUCUCUCCUUCAGGCUGCUCGGAAAGCUCCUGUUGCAGCACAGGGUUUUCGAAUUCAAUGUAACAAGUGGGCUGUGAUAGUGCGUUUAUUAUUGGGAGAAAUACCUGAGAGGACUGUCUUUAUGCAAAGAGGAAUGGAAAAAUCUUUGAGGCCUUACUUUGAGCUUACUAAUGCUGUACGGAUUGGUGACUUGGAGCUGUUUAGAAAUGUUGCAGAGAAGUUUGCUACCACUUUCAAUAGAGAUCGAACACAUAAUUUGAUUGUUCGGCUGCGUCAUAAUGUCAUCAGGACUGGUUUACUCAACAUCAGCAUAUCAUAUUCACGCAUCUCAUUAUUGGGUGUAGCUAAAAAGUUGAGGUUGAACUCUGCAAAUCCUGUUGCUGAUGCUGAGAGCAUCGUAGCAAAGGCUAUUCGUGAUGGGGCAAUUGAUGCUUCAUUGGAUCAUGCAAAUCGGUGGAUGGUGUCUAAGGAAACUGGAGAUAUUUACUCUACAAAUGAGCCUCAGAUGGCCUUUAAUUCUCGGAUUGCCUUUUGUCUUAACAUGCACAAUGAGGCCGUUCGAGCACUGCGAUUUCCACCAAACACACACAAGGAAAAGGAAAGUGCUGAGAAGAGGAGAGAGAGGCAACAACAAGAGCAAGAACUGGCUAAGCAUAUCGCAGAGGAAGAUGAUGAUGAUUUCUGAUAAUGAUUGUGCUCUUUUUACCUUACUUGUUGCUGUCGGGAUCUCUUUUUUCCUGCAUUUGCUCAUAUUUCUUCAUUGGAAAACUUCCAUUACCAUUACCAUAUUGGAACGUGGGAGUUUUAUUUUCUGCAUAAACGGUGUCUGGGAGUCCUUUACCAUAUUUGAAAUAUUUACUGUUAGUUUCCUACCAUGGUGAUACCGAUGUUUUGUUUCCUUGUUCGGAGAACUGUUUUAGGAUUUGUAAAAAACUAAUCAAUUAUUUAGGACCAUGUCAGAGAUUCAGUUCAAAAGUUUGACUAUCGAAAAGUAUU